AUGAAAUUGUACGCGCUGAGUGGCGAUCCGGCAAAACCGUGCUAUGUGCUCAGCUACAAGGGUUUGAUGAUAAUGCUGGAUUGUGGACUUUCGAUAAAUUCGGUGUUGAAUUUUCUACCGUUGCCGUUGGUGCAAAGUCCCAAGUUUCAGUGUUUACCUAACUGGAACUGUCGAGACUCCGAUAUACAGCUGGAAGAUGGGGAAAUAAAAGAAUGCUGCGGUUGUGCGUUCGUCAAUUCUGCUCCGGAGUUUGUGCCACCAUUGGAAAAGUUGAUCGAUUUCUCCGAGAUCGAUGUGAUUCUGAUCUCGAACUACACGAACAUGCUUGCGCUGCCGUACAUUACCGAAGGAACGGGGUUCUGUGGAACGGUUUACGCCACCGAACCAACGCUACAGAUUGGUCGAUUUUUCCUCGAAGAAUUGGUCGAAUAUAUCGAGGCAUCGCCGAAAGAAACCACCGCUAGAAUUUGGAAGGAGAUUCAGCAUCAAUUGCCGGUACCAUUGAACGAUGUUUUUAAGCCCAAGAACUGGCGACACCUCUUUAGCAUGGAUGCGGUCAAUCGGAGUUUGGCACGUGUGCGGAUGACUGGGUACGAUCAGAAGCUGGACAUAUUCGGUGCACUGCAGGUGACACCGAUUAGCUCCGGGUUUUGUCUUGGAUCCAGCAACUGGACGAUCGUGUCGGGACAGGAGAAAAUUUCCUACAUUAGCGGUUCGUCUACGCUUACCACACAUCCGCGCCCUAUCAAUCAGACUGCGUUGAAAUACUCGGAUGUGGUAAUUAUGACAGGGCUGACACAGGCACCGCACGUCAAUCCGGAUGCAAUGUUGGGCGAGUUGUGCAUGAACGUGAUGAUGACGCUACGGAAUGGUGGUUCGGUGCUGAUACCGUGCUACCCGUCCGGCGUCGUGUACGAUUUGUUCGAGUGUCUUUCGGUCAGUUUGGACAACCAAGGUUUCACGCAAAUACCGAUGUUUUUCAUCUCGCCCGUCGCGGAUAGCUCGUUGGCUUACUCGAACAUCUUGGCCGAGUGGCUCUCUACGUCCAAGCAGAACAAAGUCUACAUUCCGGAUGAACCGUUUCCACACGCGAGCCUGGUGAAGAAUGCAAAACUGAAGCACUUUAAGCACAUCGACUCGGAGGGUUUUAGCACCGAGUUUCGACAGCCGUGUGUGGUGUUUUGUGGCCAUCCGAGUCUGCGGUUUGGCGAUGCGGUGCACUUUGUAGAGCUGUGGGGCUCGAACCCGCUGCAUACCAUCAUCUUUACGGAACCGGACUUUCCACAUAUGCAAGCACUCGCACCGUACCAACCGUUGGCCAUCAAGACCGUGUACUGUCCGAUAGAAACGUCUCUAAACUUCCAGCAAGCGAACAAGUUGAUAAAGGAACUGAAACCAGGUGUGCUGGUAAUACCGGAAAACUACACCCAACCACCGGCCAUAGCACCACAGAAGUUGGAUCUCGUGAUUGAUCCAAUUCCGGACAAGAUGAUCAUAAAGUUUAAGCGGGGCGAGGUGAUUAAGUUACCGCUGAAGCGAAAGCGCGGCCGAGUAUACUUAAACCCCAAAAUGGCUAAGGCAAUAGUACCGCAGGAGGUGCAACCCGGUGUCACCGUUUCAACCGUGACCGGGGUGCUGCAGGUAAAGGACAACAUACACGAUCUGCUGCCCCUCGAACCGACCAAGGAGGAACUUGCCGAGGAACACAAAUCGAAACCUAGCGGCCCACCGCAACCGUACAGUCAGUUGCGAACCGUUCGUUACGAAUGGGGAACGCUGGACAUUAACCUGUUGCUGAAAAAGCUGGCACAGGAUGGUUUUACGGAUCUGAAGGUAGAGCAGGGUAGUGCUGAAGAGGUGACGCUCGUUCUACCGUCCGAGGAUACGGUCAUCAAGGUGAGCGAGAAAAGCACCGAGAUUGUGUGCGGUGGAAAGCAGAGUCUACGGUUGAAGUUGCGCGAUCUGCUGCUACAGUGUGUGCAAAGUUUUUAA
Molecule: messenger RNA, 1992 nt
Organism: Anopheles marshallii
Lineage: Eukaryota; Metazoa; Arthropoda; Insecta; Diptera; Culicidae
Gene: IntS9
Product: integrator complex subunit 9
Exons: 3
Coding region: 1-1992 (663 amino acids)
Biological process (GO): snRNA processing
Cellular component (GO): integrator complex
Source: RefSeq, a predicted model, not a curated record